CUUGAACAUUGCAAUUAUCAAAGGAAAUGGAUUCCCCCAAAAGCCCAGAGUUAGACAUCGAAAGACUAACAAUACCAGAUUUCUCAGAGAUAGAAUCUGAAAAAUUCAAGAAAGAAGCAAUUGUGCCUUAUUUCAAGGACAUUUAUAGAGAUCUGGCCUCCAGAUCUGAUAAUAAAAGUGCAGGGAUUAACAAAGUCACAAUUAUUGAUUACUGACACUUUCCAGGAAUAUUGGCUGAAAGAUUUUUCUCCCUCCUUGAUGAUAACAAGGAUGAAUAUAUUGACAUGAAAGAGUUUAUUUACAUUUUGUUCAGGAUCUAUUACUCCCAGUUUGAUGAGCAGGUCAAGCUGGUCUUUGAAAUAUACGAUUUUGACUGUGACGGCUAUAUUACAAAAGAAGAUGUUCGGAUCAUUCUCUCCUAUAUCCCCAUUCUAAAGGACGAUCAGGAAGAAGUGAAGGAGAAAGAAGGGACAUUCUCUCAAUCUGAGGAGAACUGUGAAGGGUUUGAAGCCAGAAUUAAAAUACAAGAGGAAAUCUCUGAGUUACUCGGUUUGGUCUUCGCAGAAAAGGAAAAACUCGACCUCCAGGAGUUUCAGGAGAUUAAUGAGACUAUUAGCUCUGAUAUGCUUGUGACCGUCCUAUCCUUGAUCAAAGAUAAACUUCCUUGUAGUGAAAAAUUCUAUAAAAUUCAGCAAGAAUUUUUAGCAAACAAAGAGAAGGAAGAGGCCAAGAAGUUGAAAUCAAAGGUUCUCUUUGUAGAGACCAAAAGGGAAAAGUCUAUCCCUACACCUAAUGUGCUCAAAUCUUUGUCUCCUCUAGCUAGGAACAAUAUCUGAGGCGUCUCUUCCCCGGUUAGCCACUUGAAGAAAAUUAUGAACCAAGAUACAUUUGGAGAAGCUACUGCUGGAAUUAAAGAAGAAGAUAUUGACCUGAAAAAUUUUGAGUCGCGUAAAAACAAAGGGGAUGAAGUAUCCUCCAGCACCACUAACGAUGAGUCAGAGUCCCCUACAACCAAGCAAGAUUUAGUGAGACUUGCUAACAAAAAUACCGAACCAAAAAGCCUCUUGAGCAAGGAUAGGAAAAAUGUAUUUGCAUCCCCUACUUCUUUUUUAAAAGGCACGAGGAGCAUCAAGGAAGAAACUGAAAUCAGCCCUAUAGUUAAGGAUAAAAUUGAACAUGAAGGAGAAAUGAUGAGACAAGCCAAAGAGGAUAAAUUUAAGAAGUACUACUACCGCCUCUUUGACAAAGAACUCUAUGUGUACAAAACUAAGAAAGAUAAGGUCCAUAAAACCAUGAUAAACCUUAUCGGAGUGUUUCUCCGCACAGACAAGGAGGAGCCACUUGAUAAGAAGAAUGUACUGUACCCCUUCACGCUUAUCUUCCCUAACAAAGAGAGAACUUUUUACCUUUUAUCGAGCAAAGAAAGAUCUGAAUGGAUUGAUAAAAUUAAAAAGGCCAUUGGAUAUGCCCACUUGCAUGAUUAUUACGAGCUCAAAAAGUCUAUUGGCAAGGGAAAAUUUGGUACUAUAAAGCUAGGAAUUCAUAAGAAAACAGGCAAAAAGAAAAAUAUGUCCAUGCAAGAUAUUGUCCUGCAGAAAAGAGAAAUAGAAAUUUUGAAAAUCUGACAGCAUCCAAGUAUUAUCAGACUUCUUGACAUAUUUGAGAAUCAUGACUAUAUCUACAUUGUUAUGGAGUACUGAAAGGGAGGAGACCUCUUCACAUUUUUGGAGAAGAGAGAUUUCAUGAUCCCAGAAACGAAAGCCAAGCAACUGGCCCAUUCAAUUGCUACUGGAAUUUUUUACCUUCAUAGUUUCGGAAUUGCUCAUCGUGACUUAAAACCUGAAAACAUUUUAAUGACAGAUAAUACUGAUUCAGCCACUCCGAAGUUAGUAGACUUUGGUUUAUCUAAGAUCAUUGGGCCUAGUGAAACUUGUACUGAACCCUUCGGAACACUUUCAUAUGUAGCGCCUGAAGUUUUGCUGCAAAAACCGUAUGAUAAAAGUGUCGAUCUGUGGAGUUUGGGUGUUAUUAUAUACUUACUAAUAUCUGGAACCCUUCCUUUCGACGAUGAUGAUGAUAGAGAAAUCGCAAGACAGACAAUUCAUGAUGAACCCGAUUUCUCAUAUAAAAUUUGGAAGAAAAUGGACAAAGGAACUCGGAAGCUUGUAGCAAGCCUUCUUGAGAAAGAUAAGAGUAAUAGAAUGGAUUUAUCAGACGUUUUACAGCAUCCUUGGAUCGUCAACAAAAGUGACAAAAUUGCUCUCAAUAGACGAAACAGUGGCGACUCCUCUGCUGCUAAAUUCAAAGCAUUUGCGAUGACAGAGGAAUUCGACGGGUCAGAUGAAAGUUAA
Moneuplotes crassus is the source of this 2351-nucleotide messenger RNA. The record is from the annotation of a GenBank genome assembly. Lineage: Eukaryota; Ciliophora; Spirotrichea; Euplotida; Euplotidae.